Plasmodium malariae is the source of this 840-nucleotide messenger RNA. RefSeq names its product Plasmodium exported protein, unknown function. NCBI's taxonomy places the organism in Eukaryota, Apicomplexa, Aconoidasida, Haemosporida, Plasmodiidae. The record is from RefSeq and is a predicted model, not a curated record. The coding region runs from base 1 to 840 and encodes 279 amino acids. The transcript is spliced from 2 exons.
AUGAAACAAAAUAUUAGUUUUAUCUUUUACAUCAAAAUUUUUAUGUUUAUCCUUUUAAUUUGGAUGUGUCAUUUUUGCAGUGACAUGAAUAGGUUUAACGAAAUUUUGGAUGAGAAUUAUGGCUCUGGAAAAAAAUUAGAUAAACGAAUUUAUCGAUUAUUAGUAAAAUAUAAAAAGGAUAUUUUUUCAAAUGUUGGAGAUUUAGAAUUAAAGAUCCCAUAUAAUAAAAAAUGGAAGAGCGAAAAAUCAUGUACAAUUGAUGAUGAAAAAUGGGUCAAAGAAAAAAAAGAAAAAUUAUAUAGAAGCUUAUUAUAUAAGGAACAAUUGAUUAAGCAACUUAUGAAAAAUAAAAACACCAUGUUUCAUAAGUCAUAUAAUCAUUAUGAAAAAAAAAUAAUGAAUGGACUUGAUGAUAAAGUUUUUUUUAAUAAAAUGAUGUUAAUUAAUGAUAAGGAUUACAAAAAAUUAAAACGUAAAAAGUACGGAUUACGAUUUUGUUUACUUUUAUUAAUGUUCCUGUUGGUAUCAGUGAUACCUAUAGUAGAUUUAUCAUUAGGGAAUUUUAAAACCAUAGGUAUUUUAAUAAAUUCAUUAUGUCAGUUAUCAGGGUAUGAUGAAUCUAGUUUAACGGGUAGUGCUCCUGAGAAUCCUUUAUCUGCUUUUUGGUUCAGUACAUGUCAACUGAAGAAUUAUAUAGGAUUUAAAAUAUUUAGUAUUCUAACAUAUUGUUUACCUAUGUUAAUACUUGGUAGUUUAAUUGUACGAGGAAUUUAUUAUUAUUAUAAAAAUAUUAUAAAACAUAAAAAAAUUAGGUUCUUGGAAACGUUCAAUGAAUGGUAA